AUGAACACACCAAAUAUGCUAAGACUCCAAGAAAAUCCGACUUUUUUAACAAAAUUCCAGAAAUACACAGACUCAGAAGUAUUAAGAGACAUUUCUAAUAUAGAAAAAGGAUUUGUAAGUGCAUCUCAGCCUGAAACUUCUGUACAUAAUGAGCACAGAGUUCUUCUCAAGGAUUUUCAAGUUAAACUAGCAAAAAGACUAGCUGUAAAUAAUGGAGAAUUUAAACCCGAAAAUCUGAGAUGGUUUGAUAAUUAA
Blepharisma stoltei is the source of this 255-nucleotide messenger RNA. The record is from the annotation of a GenBank genome assembly. NCBI's taxonomy places the organism in Eukaryota, Ciliophora, Heterotrichea, Heterotrichida, Blepharismidae.